UCCUAAAAUCUCCAAAUUAAAGGAGCUCCGCUACUAGAGCAGAUAAGGUUUUUGAAAUUCCUUUUGUGCUUUCUCUCUGUCAAAAAAGAACAAAAUCCCUAAAUAUAAGAGUUUCUCCUCAACCGUGUAGAUAGCUAAAACCCCUUUCUUUUAAGUUCCCAUUUAAACCCUAAAUUCCUAACAUCAAAAUCUAAGCAACAAAGCAAUGGCAGAGGGGGUAGGAGAAGAAAAGAAGAAAUUUUCACUGGGAUUUGCCAGAUGUGCCAAUGGGUCAACUUCCACCACAUCUUGAACUCCAACGAAGUCGUGUUUCAUGCAAUAAGGACGCCCCUAUCCAUACUGAGAGGAUUCAAUAUUUUGGCGCUUAUGCAUCGAUGGGAAUUGAUAAUAGUUCACGACUUGACCGAUUCUCUAACAACUUUAGAGUUGAAGUGGUUCGACUCAAUGAAGAUGACAUGGAGUUUGAUAUGAUCGGUAUUGAUGCAGCUAUUGCCAAUUCAUUCAGGGGGAUCCUUAUAGCUGAGGUCUGUGACUUUUUGGUCUACCUCUUUUCAGUGCUAACAUAUGCUAUGUUAAUGACAAUAUUGCCAAUUUAUGGAGUUUACCCUUAGGGCACUUGGUAAUUCUUUAUUGCCAAUUUAUGGAGUUUACCCUUAGGGCACUUGGUAAUUCUUUACUUUUUGUCUCUUUCAAUUGUAGAAAAUGAUCAGCCAAAUGAAAAGAACACCAUUGUUUUCAAACUCCAUGUUUAGUGUAAAAGAGGUAGUCCACAUAUUACAGUUAAAUCGGAUGCAUUAAAGUGGUUGCCUAAUGGGAGUGAACUGGUUAAGGAAACAAGAAAUGCAGCUUCAGAUUCAUCAUCAAAGCCUGAAACAUACACUUACUUCGGUUGCAGUCAAGAGACCAUUCCAGAAUUUGUCAAGAACCCCAUUAUCCCUAAGUAUCCAGAUAUUAUUAUUGCUAAACUUGGCCCUGGCCAGGAAAUUGAACUGGAAGCACAUGCUGUUAAAGGCAUUGGGAAAACACAUGCAAAGUGGUCCCCAGUGGCCACUGCUUGGUAUCGGAUGCUUCCUGAGGUUGUAUUAUUAGAAGAUAUCGAAGAUGACCUUGCUGAAGAACUCAAAAGCAAAUGCCCUGUUAAUGUGUUUGAUAUAGAAGAUCUUGGAAAAGGUAGGAGAAGGGCAACUGUAGCAAGGCCACGUGCGUGCACACUUUGCAGAGAAUGCAUAAGAGGUGACGAUUGGGAGAAACGUGUGGCACUGCGCCAUGUUAAAGAUCAUUUCAUAUUCACCAUUGAAUCUACUGGAGCAUUACCUCCUGAAAUUCUAUUUACUGAAGCAGUGAAGAUUUUAGAAGACAAGUGUGAACGUGUGAUAACGGAGCUCUCAUGAUGCUUUUAAUAUGGUUAGUAAGGAUGAGAGAAGCAAUGGAUUCUUUAUUAAUCCAAGGAGAUUUUCUUGCCUCCUAGCAAAUCUUUUUCAUUUCUCAUCUUUUGGUUCAUGGAUGGGAUUUGGAGGGGCAGAUGGUAUGAUUCACAUAUAUAUAUAUAUAUAUGUAUAAAGUGGAUUUUUGUGAGUUAAUGUGUAAUGAGAGGGAUAGAUUAUUGGUGAUGGGCUUUUUACAUUUUUGGUCUUGAAUUAAUAUAUAGUUGUAAUACAAGGAUCCAUGGUUUAACCUUAUGAAGUGGCCAAUUCAUCAGCUUUGCUUUUAGUGGCAUAAAAACAGUAAAAUUGCAUCAGUUCUCUGA
Molecule: messenger RNA, 1747 nt
Organism: Gossypium raimondii (Peruvian cotton)
Lineage: Eukaryota; Viridiplantae; Streptophyta; Magnoliopsida; Malvales; Malvaceae
Exons: 7
Biological process (GO): DNA-templated transcription
Cellular component (GO): RNA polymerase III complex; RNA polymerase I complex
Molecular function (GO): protein dimerization activity
Source: RefSeq, a predicted model, not a curated record